Jatropha curcas is the source of this 1492-nucleotide messenger RNA. Lineage: Eukaryota; Viridiplantae; Streptophyta; Magnoliopsida; Malpighiales; Euphorbiaceae. The record is from RefSeq and is a predicted model, not a curated record.
AAUUGUUCCUGUGUAAGCAAUUUAUAUAUACACAAGCCCACGAAACUCUAAUGCUUCAAUCCUCAUAAUUUAAUUCAUAAUUGACCUUGAGCUGUUUUGUUAUUGAAAUGAAUAUUCUGGACUUGCUGUCACUGAGCAUGGUGAAGCUCGGCUUUUAGCACACUAGUUUCAUGGCAAUCAAGCUCAGAAAACAAGGCCAACCUUGUCAAAUUUCUCUUUGUUGACACCCAGAUAUGAAAAAAAACCAGCCACUCCAUGUAAUUUAGCUUUAUUUGACUAUAACUCACUUGAAGAAAUAACAAAAGUUCAUGGCUCUCAGAAUUGUUGAGAUUACCUUGUACUUACUUGAUUGACAUUUUUCAUCAAAAACAUUGGUGUCAAUGUCAUUCGUCAUGUAUCGAUGGGUGACAAAUCUGUGCCCAUAGCUCUUCAUAUGAGAAGCAUACGAGAAUGUUCGUUUAUAUAUUCCUUAUAGAAUUUUAAGAAAUUGUUAAAACCUUUUCAGGUACAUAUUGCAACCACUAUUUCUUGCAAAUGCUAGCACAAAUUGGAAGUGGUUAUUUUGAUAGUGCAUAUGAUGCAGAUUCGGUUGAUUUUCAAAUGCAGCGAUUAUUUGCGACUGCUUCAUCAGUCAUUCUAGCCAAUAUAACUGUGGAUGCCUUGGAACAUCUUGAUUCACUUGAGGUUCUUCCAUUUAGAAUUCCGGAUCUCUCAAGUGGCAUGCCAUUGCUUGUAUCAGGCAGAUAUAAUGGAAAAUUUCCAGAAUCAAUUAAAGUUAGUGGUAUCUUGGCAGACAUGAGCAAUUUCACAAUAGAAUUGAAAUCACAAAAGGCUAAGGAUGUGCAACUUGAUAGAGUGCUUGCAAGGAGACAAAUUGACAUUCUCACAGCUAAUGCAUGGAUGUCAGAAAGCCAGGACCUUGAGCAACAGAUUGCAAAAAUGAGCAUUCAAACUGGGGUUCCAUCUGAAUACACCCAUAUGAUUUUGCAUCAGACUGAUACUGGGGAGAAAGCAACAGAAAAAAUUCUGAUGCAGGAGGUAUUCAACAAAAUUAAUUCACUUAGACAAGUGAACUCGGAAAUCCAGAAGGUCAUUUUCUUGGGGAACCUAGGUGUUGGCUUUGGAGACUUGGCUGCGACAGCAUCAAACAUUCCCCCAGGAACAGAUGAAAUAAAGUCACCUGAAGCUACAGAAGUGCUAGUUAAUGCUGCCUCCAAUUGCUGCAGCAAGCUGCUCGAUCCAUGCUGUUGCAUGUGCUUAAUUCAGACUUGCUCAUGUAUGAACAACGAAUGUGCUAUAGCUCUCUCACAACUUUGUGUAGCCCUAGUCUGCUUCGGAUGCCUGUUGUUAUGAGUUUUGCGAAUGUGGAUAAAUUAUGAUGUAAAAAUGGUUGUUGAACAUGUAAAUUAAUGUGCAGAAACUGUAAUGUGAACUACUGUUCUGUUGUAAUGGAAGUUAGAAAAUCUGAUGAUGUUGAGCAUGUGAAGAAUUA